AUUUAUUCCUUAACGCUUGUACCUUCUUUUCCAGGUUAUGGCAACGUUUCUCCAAGCUCAAGGAUUGGACAGUUGCUCUGCGUCUUCUAUAUGAUAUUUGGCAUACCCUUAAAUUAUAUGAUAAUAUAUCUAACAGGCAUGAAGUUUAGAGGAGGUUUCAGAUGGAUGUUCAACAAGCUAAAGCCGUCAUAUAAUCUAAGUCUUGCUCAGAUAAUAAGUGGCACUAUUUACCACGUAAAAUGGAUCAUAACGUUUUAUUUAAUUCCAUCUGGAUUAUUCAUUUCACUGAAGAAUUGGACUUAUUCUCAAGCUUUUUAUUUUUGCUUUGUGUCCCUUUCAACUAUUGGGUUUGGAGAUGUGGUAUUAGAUCAUCUGAAGGAAAAAAUUGAAAAAGAGAUACGGUCACGGGCAAAGCAAGAAGAACCACCCGAGGAAAAUGCUAUGCCGGAAGAAGAUGUCAAAGAAAAAUAA
Molecule: messenger RNA, 471 nt
Organism: Uloborus diversus
Lineage: Eukaryota; Metazoa; Arthropoda; Arachnida; Araneae; Uloboridae
Product: potassium channel subfamily K member 17-like
Exons: 3
Biological process (GO): stabilization of membrane potential; potassium ion transmembrane transport
Cellular component (GO): membrane
Molecular function (GO): potassium ion leak channel activity
Source: RefSeq, a predicted model, not a curated record